GCGGAGGAUAAAGAGUUUGAGGGAUGUUCUUCUCCGAUUAGUGGGGCAAUAGCAUAGUCUGUAAAGUUGGUUUCCGGGCGGAGCUGAGCCUGCUGGACCUAGAGAUGACGGGAAGGCGUGGCAGCGGGUAGCAACGCCCCCGGGCUGGGGUCUAGCUGGGUGACGGACGCAGUGGAAGCCGGGGAAGGGGUUGGCGCAGCCGGGGAAACAGGAGCCGGCGCUGUUCGAGGGGGAAUAGCGCCACCCAGAGCCGAGGCAGGAUAGGGGCGGUGGCAGGGGAAGGUUCUACAGUGGGUUACCUGCGCUACAGAAGAAAGGGGGCGUAACCCGCAAGGAGGGCCGGGAGAGAGGCGACCUCCCGAAGGUUGGGUUGUGCGGGCACCGUAAAGGUUUGAGACGACACGUAAACCAAGUUCUAUAGGGCUGGUUAGGCUGGCAUAAUGUAGGUAGGUGCAAGGAGCGCAGUUUGCGAAACCAUGCUCACUUCCUGCUCCUUGGGUGACAAGAUGCAAAUCCCUGCCUCUCUGAGCCACCUCCUCAUCUCGUGAGAACGACAGACAUGCGGGAGGCACAGGAUUGCAGUCGAGGUUGAGUUAGAUGAGGUGACGUGUGUGCCAUCAUGCCUAGCGAUGUACAUACUGGCAUGUCAAUACAUUGUUCUGGUAGCUGUUACUGUGUGGGAUUUGCAGAGGGCAGGGCGUGUUGCAGUGCAACUGAGGUGACCAGGGCAGGUUUUGGCGGUGAUCAUAAAGGCAACUUGAUCUGAAGGAGAGGUGGGCCUAGGGGACGCUGAGGGCCCUGCAUCAGCCUGCUGGAGCCAUGGGCCGCCCAGCCCUCCUUCUGUUGCUCCUGGAUCUCCUGCUUCCCGAGAUCGCCGUAGCCCUCCGGCCGGCACUAAGAGCCCUGGGCAGCCUACAUUUAACCAGACCCACAUCCCGCCCCGCAGUAGCCCUCAACUACUCAGUUCUUUACUUCCAACAGAAGGUUGAUCAUUUUGGAUUUAAUAACCCCAAAACUUUUAAACAGCGUUACUUAAUAUCUGAUAAACACUGGCAAAGAGAUGGUGGAUCAAUACUUUUCUACACUGGUAAUGAAGGGGACAUCAUCUGGUUUUGCAAUAACACGGGGUUCAUGUGGGAUGUGGCUGAGGAACUGAAAGCUAUGUUGGUGUUUGCUGAACAUCGAUACUAUGGAGAAUCCCUCCCCUUUGGUCCUGACUCAUUCAAGGAUUCUAGACACUUGAAUUUUCUGACAUCAGAACAAGCUCUGGCUGAUUUUGCAGAGUUAAUUACACACUUGAAAAGAACAAUCCCAGGAGCUGGAGAUCAACCUGUCAUUGCCAUAGGGGGCUCUUAUGGUGGCAUGCUUGCAGCCUGGUUCAGAAUGAAAUAUCCUCAUGUGGUGGUUGGAGCUCUUGCAGCUUCUGCUCCUAUCUGGCAGUUUGAGGAUUUGGUUCCUUGUAAUGUGUUUAUGAAGAUUGUAAGUACAGAUUUUAAGAAAAGUGGUCCAAAUUGUUCAGAGAGCAUCCGCAGGUCCUGGGAUGCUAUUAACCGACUCUCAAAUACAGGCAGUGGGCUACAGUGGCUUACUCAAGCCCUUCACUUAUGUAGCCCUUUAACUUCAGACGACAUCCAACAUUUCAAAGAGUGGAUUUCUGAAACAUGGGUGAAUCUGGCCAUGGUGGACUACCCUUACGAGUCUAACUUUCUGCAGCCUUUGCCUGCUUGGCCUAUCAAGGUAGUAUGCCAGUAUUUGAAAAAUCCUACUGUAUCUGAUUCCCUGCUGCUGGAGAAUAUUUUCCAAGCUCUGAAUAUAUAUUAUAAUUAUUCAGGCCAGGCGAAAUGCCUGAAUAUUUCAGAAACAGCAACUAGCAGACUGGGAAUCCUGGGAUGGAGCUAUCAGGCCUGCACAGAAAUGGUCAUGCCUUUUUGUGCUAAUGGUGUCGAUGACAUGUUUGAACCUUUCCUGUGGAACUUGAAGCAAUUCUCUGAUGAGUGUUUUAAUCAGUGGGGUGUGAGACCAAGGCCCUCCUGGAUCACCACCUUGUAUGGAGGCAAAAACAUUAGUUCACACUCGAAUAUCAUUUUCAGCAAUGGUGACCUAGACCCCUGGUCAGGAGGUGGAGUAACCAAAGACAUCUCGCAUACAUUAGUUGCAAUCACCAUCCCAGAAGGAGCCCAUCAUUUAGAUCUUCGAGCCAACAAUGCCUAUGAUCCUGCAUCCGUGCUGUUAGCACGCUCCUUGGAAGUUAGACACAUGAAGCAGUGGAUCAGAGGCUUCCAUGACAAUGCCAGAAGGCAGCACUGAACAGCUUGGAUCAUUUUCAAUUUCUUUUAUGUCCCUUUCACCCACAUUCCCAUUCACUUUGGUUUUUUACAUGUAAUUACUUUCUCUUGUUUGUCAUUAGAUUUGGUGGAACUGAGGUUGAAGUGGAAGAGGGGGUGAUGGAGGUGGGAACAGCAUCCCACCGCUAUGAAGGCCUGGGUCCUCACUGUCUUUGUGCUACCUCCAGGAAAAAUGUAAUCCUGACACCUUCAGCACCAUCAAUGGCCCUUAUAACUGGUGCAGAGUUCCUGACUGUCUUUCAUAAGAGACUCACUCCCUUUGUUUCUCUAUAAGCAGGGAUUUCUCCUUGGUUUCGAGGUUGAAAUCUCUUUGGCCCAUUUGUAAGACCCCUACCCUCCACAAAGGAAAAACAGAAGAUAGAUAAAAAAUGAUGUAAUUGCAGCUGGUAGGAAGGAUGUCUGGUGCCAGUCCAGGAAAUGGGGCCCAUUUCUUUUACACUGGAUUUAAUGACUUUGAACCAUACAGAAAAUAAAGAAUAAAGCUGGACCUUGUA
This is a messenger RNA of Heterocephalus glaber (naked mole-rat), 2839 nucleotides long. The record is from RefSeq and is a predicted model, not a curated record. NCBI's taxonomy places the organism in Eukaryota, Metazoa, Chordata, Mammalia, Rodentia, Bathyergidae.